CUAUGCUCUAACAGUUUGUUUCGACUGACUGCCUUCCAUGCCAGUGUGCAGUUUCAGCCAGGAUAUCAAGUUAAUUUCUAACUGACAGUGAUGAUGCGGAGGAAGAGACUGGACUUGUUUGACAAGGUGUUCGUGUCGCUCCUGGAGAAAGAUAUUUGGAGAAAAAUGCUGUAGGACUCAAAUCUGUCUUCAAGUAAAAUGUUUCUUCUUGGAUGGUCCAUUUGGUGCAUUUUACUGACUCUACAUAUGUCAGCCUGUGUUUUGGAGAUUUCUGGAUAUGACAGCCAUGAAGUCAUUUGCUCACAGGGUCUAUUGGAUUGCACCAUUAAGGAUGAGGUGCCUCUCGCUGAAGCAGAGAAUAAUUCUGUGGAUGUCCAAAACCUGACAGCAUAUUUCAAGCUCUGCUGCAAGGACAGCCGGCCGUGUACUUUAUGCCUGGUGACUGACAUCCUACCAGAUAUAGACAUGGAGGAUGAAGGUCACUCUGGGCUUGAUGAGGAAGAUUCUAGUGCCGAGACAAUUAAUCCAAAAGCGUCUGUGACAGUGUGUUACAAGGCAACAUCUACCAUGCCCACGUGCAAGAAGAUUGAGUUUACGGUUGCCCAUACAGCUCUCACUCAGCAAAACCGGGCAAAGCUUUCCAUUGUGAUUACUAAGCCAGUUGGGGUUUCCUUCGGCAGUAAGGUGUUUGUUUAUUCUUCUAAAUCAAGUCUACCUCGAGAAGUUGUUGCUCCUUCUCAGGAUGAAGUGUGCUCCCGGGAGCUGCAGGAGCGUGUUGAAGAAUGUCGUGUGCCCGGACUCAGCAUUGUAAUUAACCGAGAAAUGAAUCAGGUGGAGCUGCAGUUUGCUGGCAGCAAUGAGAGCCUUCCCUCUGUGUGUGUCCAGUAUGAACGGAAUGGGAGAUGUCAGAAUUGGAAAAUGGCAGCUAUUCCUCUGUAUUCUGUGACCCCCUGCAUGUGUUUCCAGGUAUGGGAAGAGAAUGAUCAGAGGUCUAGACGCUCUCAAAGCUGCCCCUUCUAUAACAGUGAUCUUCUCUUCAAAGAGAACUUAUGGCAGAAUGUGUCAGUGUCAGUAGGCCAGGGUGAAAUGAACAACCACCACACAAUGCUGUUGUGGAACCUGUCGGCCCCCUGCAGGCUGGAGGGUGACGUGUGGCCCUGUCACAAAGAUACCAGCUGCAGGGAGAUCAAGGGCUUUAGACAACCGCUGGCAAAUGGCAAAUGGAGAAAAAACAGCAAGGGACAGUGGGAGACAACAGGGGUGUUUGAAGACAUCAACCUUCAGCGCUCACCAUGUGUGCUGGUGAACGUAAAGGGGAUGGGACAUGAGCUGGGUCCAUUUUGCUUUAAUAACACUGUCAGGUGGCGCUGGAGUCUCGUGGUUGUUGGUGCUAUGCUGCUGAUUUGCUUGACUAUGCUCAUAUUCCAUAUCCUUCAUGACUUUGUCAAGAAAUGGGUGUGGAGCUGGCAUCAUGGCAGAUUUGUAGAGAUUGGCAGAAAGCGUCAUGUGGUGUUGCUGAGCCCCCCAGAUGCGGAUGAUAGUGUUUCGGAGUUAGUAUGUCGGCUUGGCUCUUGGCUCUGCAACCAGGGCUUCAGUGUAUCUGUGGACCAAUGGAGCAGGAAGGAGCAAUGCUCUCUGGGGCCUCUGCCAUGGCUGCACUCCCAGCUGCUGGAGCUGAAAAGCCAUGGUGGCCGAGUUGUGCUCGUCUUGACUCGCAAGGCUUUGGAGAGGGCAGAGGAGUGGACUCGCAAAGAGGUUAUAAUGAUGACGGGGGAUGACGAGGGUCUCCCUCAGAUAUUGUCCCCUUACUCUGAUGUGUUCACGGCCUCCCUGUGCCUCAUCCAAGCGGACAAACAGCUGGGAAGUGCUGGAGAACGUUUUCUUCUGGUGAAAUUUGAUUCCCAUCCACGCAGUGACAGGAGUCUACCAGAGCUUCUUCAGGGGCUGCCCCUGCUCCAGCUUCCCUCUCAGGCGCAGGCUCUGUUGACUGAACUCUCUGUGGGAGGGACAAGCAGGGGAUUAUGUAGAAGGACAUGGACAGGGUGGAAAUGGAGUGCCUCAGAUGAGUGGAGAUCAAAGCCUAAAGAGGGAUCAGACUGUAAAUAUGUAGGAGUUUAGAAGAACUUGUAGACUGCGCUUUUAAAUCACCCAUAAAUGUCAUGCUGAUCAUUUUUGUACCUCUGUGCAUAUGAAGAACAUGUUUAUCCAAAUUGUGGAUGAGAUGAACAGAGGACACGAUUAUCUAUAGACUAUUGUUCUUAAUGACCAAAAUCAACACUUUCACAGUACUUUCCGACUUCACUUCCCUAUCUGGAGUUUUCAGCUCCAAACCCUUUAUUUUUUACUAAAGAUGUUAAAUAAUGUCCUAAUUAUUUAAGGAGGCGGUGCUUUUUAGCAACCAUUAUUCAAAUAGCAGUAAAUAGUGUAUUUGUUGAGGACUAUUUUCAGCCACAUAUUGUUUGUGAAUAUCUUAGACAGCAGGACAUGCCUAUGUUAAUCUGUAUGAAGGAAAAUGUCACAAUGUACAACAAUGUAGAUGUGUUUUAAAUGUGGAGGUCUAUGGCACUGAGAAAUACAUUAUAUCAGGCUUUGUCUACAAAGACAAAUCUUUUUUUUAGGAUUAAUUCAUGGUUUGCUUGUAUCUUUUCAUGAGAUUUUUUGACCAUAACAAAAUAGAAUAUAACCAGACCUAUUUGUGCUGUAAAGUGCUUAACCAAAAAAUCUACAGGCUAAUUAUAUCUAUGUACUGUGAGUCUGUAGAUAACACUUGUCUAUAAAUAUAUUUGCUCAUGGUGGAUCUCGGAUUGUGAUUGGCCAGUGUCAGGUUAAGGACACAGAGAAGCGCUUGUUCAGAAUGUCGUUACAUUCUGGAGGGGCGGUGUUGUGAGUCUGACGCAGGUUCCGCCCGCUCAGAAUGUUUGGUUCAUUUGUCCAACACAAAGGAGAUCUGGAAGUGUGUCAAGCGCUUCUCGGCCGAGUUCUGUGCAUUUAAAAACUUUACCAAAGACGACAUAGUCCAGACUCAGUCGGCGUACGAGCUGAAGGAGGUAAAAGUUACCCCCUUAACUUUAAGAUUUUGUUUUUAUGUCCACUUAAAUGCCUGGUGUGUUAACAGUUUUACAGUGAGUUGAUCUGAUUUGUCAGAACGUGACGUUAAAUUAUAAUACGAAAGCUGGAAUGUGACGCAGUUCUUCAGGUAAUUAUUUAAUGGAAUAGAGCCUGCUUGUGACAGUACCUGAAAUAUUAAUAAAUAUGUAUAGCUCA
Molecule: messenger RNA, 3264 nt
Organism: Micropterus dolomieu (smallmouth bass)
Lineage: Eukaryota; Metazoa; Chordata; Actinopteri; Centrarchiformes; Centrarchidae
Gene: il17rc
Product: interleukin 17 receptor C
Exons: 14
Coding region: 199-2118 (639 amino acids)
Molecular function (GO): interleukin-17 receptor activity
Source: RefSeq, a predicted model, not a curated record